Molecule: messenger RNA, 939 nt
Organism: Salvelinus namaycush (lake trout)
Lineage: Eukaryota; Metazoa; Chordata; Actinopteri; Salmoniformes; Salmonidae
Gene: rlbp1a
Product: retinaldehyde binding protein 1a
Exons: 7
Coding region: 1-939 (312 amino acids)
Cellular component (GO): membrane
Molecular function (GO): phosphatidylinositol bisphosphate binding
Source: RefSeq, a predicted model, not a curated record
AUGGCUGCUACCGGAACGUUCCGUAUGGUGUCGGAGGAGGAGCAGGCCAUGAGGUCCAAGCUGGAGCAUCUGACUGUGAAGGACCACGGGCCUGUGUUUGGACCCUGUCCCAAACUGCCUGUACACACAAUACAGAAGGCGAAGGAUGAACUCAACGAGACGGAGGAAAGGCGAGUGUCAUCUCUGAAGGAGCUUAGGGCCAUGAUGAAAGAAAAGGCGAGAGAUGGGGAUGACCUGGCUAAGACGGUGCAGGAGCGCUUCGGGGACAAACCCGACUCCCUGCUGCUGCGCUUCAUCAGAGCCCGCAAGUUUGACGUGGCCAGAGCCCACGAGCUCCUGAAGGGUUAUGUGCGCUUUAGGAGGGACUACCCUGAGCUGUUUGAGAACCUGACCCCCGAGGCGGUCCGCAGCACCAUUGAGGCAGGCUACCCUGUGGUCCUGCCCAGCAGGGACAAGUACGGCCGUGUAGUGCUCCUCUUCAACAUCGAGAACUGGGACCUGGAGGAGGUCACCUUUGAUGAGACCCUGCGAGCAUACUGUGUGAUCCUGGAGAAGUUGUUGGAGAAUGAGGAGACCCAGAUCAAUGGUUUUGUACUGAUUGAGAACUUUAAGGGUUUCACCAUGCAGCACGCCUCUGGCAUCAAACCCACUGAGCUCAAGAAGAUGGUGGACAUGAUGCAGGACUCAUUCCCGGCCCGUUUUAAGGCAAUCCAUGUGACUCACCAGCCCUGGUACUUCACCACCACUUACAACGUGGUCAAACCAUUCAUGAAGAGCAAGCUGCUGGAGAGGGUCUUUGUUCACGGUGAUGAGUUGGAUGGCUACCUGAAUGAUUUUGACGCUGACAUCCUGCCUGCAGACUUCGAUGGGAAAGCCCCCCUCACUGACUGCAAGGCCAUCGCUACCAAACUGUUUGGGUCCGAGGACACAGCGCUCUAA